Molecule: messenger RNA, 3177 nt
Organism: Spinacia oleracea (spinach)
Lineage: Eukaryota; Viridiplantae; Streptophyta; Magnoliopsida; Caryophyllales; Amaranthaceae
Exons: 8
Coding region: 1-3177 (1058 amino acids)
Source: RefSeq, a predicted model, not a curated record
AUGGAUACUAGUUGGAUUGACUUACGAAAAGGGGAUACUCGUUAUUAUAACGGUUGCAUGGAAUUUUUAGAGGUUGCAAAGGAGACUCUUCUAAAGGGAAAAACUCGAUGCCCGUGUAAUAAAUGCAAGUUAAAUAAAUGGUUUGACUUAGGAGAGGUAGGAGGACACAUUUUAUUUAACGGUUUUUAUAAGAAUUAUAGGCAAUGGAUUUUCCAUCGUAGAGUUGAAGAGAGUAAUACCUUAGAGAUCCCUAAUGAUCAAGAAAAUGUAGUUGGUCGAGAUGAUAUAAAUGGGUUACUAAGAGCAGCUUUUAAGGUUGACAAUAGUCCACAACCCACCAAUGAACCCCAAGACCCAUCAUUAAGCGAAGCUGAUUUUGAAGAUGAAUAUUCGUAUGACAUGCAUGAAGAGUUAAAUUUUGAUUGUGAGGAAGAUGAUGAAUUUCCAUCAACCAACACCAAUGAAGAAGAAGCGAAGUAUAAACGACUUAGGGAAGCUUCUGAUGAGGGCCUAUAUGAGGGGAGUACAACUUUCUCAAAGCUGUCGUUUCUAUUGCACUUGUUUCACCUCAAGUGCAUGAAGAUAAUGAAUGAUUUGGGAUUGGGUUACGAGAAAAUCCAUGCAUGUCCAAAUGAUUGCAUGUUAUACUGGGGUGAAUUUGCAGAAAAAACUGAGUGUCAUAUCUGCCACACAUCAAGGUGGAAGAAUAUGAAAGAAAAGGAGGGUGAUGUAAGAGAGAAAGAUAAAGAAGCAUGUAAGAAGGGUGUUGCAGCUAAAGUGAUGCGGUACUUUCCUCUGAUCCCAAGACUAAAGAGGAUUUACAUGUCAUCUAAAACAGCAGAAGAUAUGAGAUGGCAUUUUGACCAUAAAGAUGGAAAUAUCAUAAGUCACCCGGCGGAUGGUGAAGCUUGGAAAUUGUUUGAUAAAAGAUACGAGGAAUUCGCCAAAGAUCCUCGUAGUGUUAGACUGGGUCUAGCAAGUAAUGGCUUUAAUCCAUAUCGUUUGAUGAAUACUAGUUACAGUACAUGGCCGGUGAUCAUGAUUCCUAAUAAUUUGCCACCGUGGCUUUGUAUGAAGUCGACAUCAUUCAUUUUGUCUUUACUUAUUCCGGGGAAACAGGGUCCUGGUAUGAAUAUUGAUGUGUACUUGCAACCACUAAUCCAUGAGUUAAAAUUGUUGUGGGAAGGUGUAGAUGCAUUUGAUGCUUAUAGCGGAAAAAAUUUCAAGAUGCGAGCACCCUUACACUCUACUAUAAAUGACUUUCCAGCAUAUGCUAUGUUGUCGGGUUGGAGUACAAGAGGUUAUAAAGCUUGCCCUUCAUUUGCCGAUUCUACUUAUGCGUAUAGCUUUGGUGGUAAAGUUGUCUACCCUGGAUGUCGAAAAUGGUUACCAAUUGACCAUCCUUAUCUUUCUCAAGCAAAUUUAUUUGAUGGGACAGAGAAACAUGGUCUUGCUCCGGUUCGUGUAAGCGGGUCAGAAGUUUUGAAGCAACAAGAAAGAGUUAAGUAUGUGUUUGGAAAGUCAAAAGUUGUUCCGAAAAAAAGAGGGAGACUAGAAGAUGAUGAACUUGAUGAUGAUGAUAAUGAUGAUAAUGACGAGGACGAGUCUAAUCCUGUUCUGUGGAAAAAGAAAAGUAAGCUUUUUGAAUUAGAAUAUUGGGAACAUAAUCCUCUUAGACACAACUUGGAUGUUAUGCACAUUGAGAAGAAUGUUUGUGACAAUUUCUUAGGAACUCUUUUAGAUAUGAGCAAGAGUAGAGAUGAUAAGAAUGCUAGAUUGGCCCUUAAAAAACUUAACAUAAAACCUCAUCUUUGGCCUCAAUCUCAUCCAAGUCCUGUUAACGACUAUUUGCCUCCAGCUGCAUACACCAUGUCUAAAGAAGAGAAAGAAAGAUUUCUUAAAGUCCUACAAAAUCUUAAAGUUCCCGAUGGGUGUGGAUCUAAUUUGCAAAGGUGUGUGAAUUUGAAGCAACGAAAACUUAUUAAUCUGAAAAGCCACGACAAUCAUAUGCUCAUGCAAGAUAUCCUUCCUGUUGCUUUAAGAGCAUCGAAUGCUACAAAAGUAAUUGAUGUGCUCGAUGAAUUGUCGUACUUUUUCAAGAACAUAUGUUCAACAUCUAUUGAAAGAGGUGAAUUAGAUACCAUUCAGUCGAAUCUUGUGUUGACUCUUUGUAAGAUGGAGAAAGAGUUUCUUCCAACAUUUUUCACAAUCAUGGUGCAUCUACUAAUUCAUCUAGUGGAUGAGGACAAACUCGGCGGACCUGUUCAUUAUAGGUGGAUGUAUCCCAUUGAGAGGUAUUUGGCCUUUUUGAAAUCUCAUGUGAGCAAUAAAGCGCAACCAGAAGGAUCCAUAGCUGAAGGGUACCUUUUAUGGGAAACAAUUGCAUUUUGUUUGAGAUAUUUAGAAAGUGUCGAGACCGUAUUCAACAGACCGAAAAGGAAUGAAGAUGGUGUUCCAGACAUCAACAACUAUUUAUAUGACUCUGCUGGUCGUGCCUAUAACCUAGAUGAUAGCACAAAAGAAGGAAAAUUGAGAAAAGCCUUGGCCUAUGGUUUAAGCAAUCGCGGCAAAAGGAUGAAAAGUGUUAUUAUCAAUGGCUAUAAGUUUGACACCGUGGACCGUGAGCGAUCUCGAAAGACUCAAAAUUCUGGAAUUAUGGUAGAAGAUGAUGGCCAAGAGUAUUACAGAAAACUUAAAGAAAUAUUAGAACUUGAUUAUUAUGGUUCUUUCAAGGUUCUAAUGUUUCGAUGUGACUGGGUUGAUGUACGGAGGGGUGUCAAAACAUACUCGAGCGGUAGAGUUCGUGUCAAUUUCUCAAAGUUGAUGCACACUGGAUGGCAUCAUGUUAUUAAGACUAAGCCUAGGGACUUGUUUGAUAUACCUGAUGAUGACGAUGAUGAUGAGCUUCUAAAUGAUAGUUGCCAACUUGCUGUCUGCGAAUCUCUAGAAUCAGAGGACUACUUAUCUGCCAUAGCUACACAAGAUGACAUUUCAUGUUGUUUGGACUUGUGUGAUCAGGUGGUCAUUUUGAGCUGGGAGAUUUUUCCACACAUGAUAUGCCUGAGCUACAAUGAUGGCUCGUGUUAUUUAGAUCUUCUUGACAAUGUUGUAGCUUAUUAUUUCAAGAACAGGAAGAGUCUGGUGAUGAUUUCUUACCCUGCUCUCCUUAGACCUUAG